AUGAACAAUCCAACCGUCCGUGCAGCUCAAAUUCAAAUCAAGGUUCUUGAUUUGGAAGAUGAGGUUGAAUUCUUGAGAAGUGAGAAUAUUAUGCACAAGGAUGAGAACGAAGAUCUCACAGCUCAAUUGGAAGUUCUUAAGAAGACCAGUGAGAAUGAAAAGGUUAGUUUUUAAAAUCAUUUCUAGAUAUUUCAUAAACAUAUUUUUUCUCUUCAGAUCGAAGCUCUUGAAGACCAAUCAGCUGAACACGAAGAAGCAAUCUUCGAACUUCGCCAAGAUCACAAAAGCAAAACUCUCGACAUAGUUAUGUCAAGAGUUCUCGAUGAAUUAACAUCUGCUAGAGUUCCUGAAGCCAGAAUUCAGCAUUUUCUGAAGAAGAAACGAAUGAUCGAAGCAGAAAUCGCUGAUGUUUUGAAUGUUUCCGAAAGGCGGCCAAACAAAGUUGGAAAGCGAAAACUUCAGCGAGAAUUCCAGCGGCGAAAUGAGCAACAUCAUGAAGAAGUUAGAAAAGUGAGAAAUGAGGAGAGAGAAAAAAUUCGAGAAGAUGUGCUUUGGGAGGCUGAGAUUCAUCGCGAACUCAAUAAGGUGAGUAAUUUGAGAGCUUCGGGAUUCUUUUCAAUUUUAAUUAUCAAUUUUUUAAAGGCGAAACGUCAAAGACUCGAACAUCUCAUCGAAGUUGCAACCUACGAGGAGCAACAGAGAGCAGCUGAGCGUGCUCGAAUUCGAGAGCAACAACGACUAGAAGAGGAAGAAGAAGAAGAAGAGGAGGAUUCUGAAGAUGAAUUUGCUGAAAGUGAAAGUGACGCUGAAUUUGAAGAUGAGGAUAUCGAAGUUGUCUAA
Molecule: messenger RNA, 840 nt
Organism: Caenorhabditis angaria
Lineage: Eukaryota; Metazoa; Nematoda; Chromadorea; Rhabditida; Rhabditidae
Source: the annotation of a GenBank genome assembly